UUGAGCCUACGUCACGAUACAGGAAGUAAACAAACUAGGCGAAAGCGGUCAUCAAGACGCUCACGAGACCUCCCAUUGCGUGCCAUGACAGCUCGUACAGUUGUGAUGUUGCUCUGGCACAUGUGAUCUCCACAUCUGUUCCUGAGGGUGUCAGUCCAGACGUUAACCCCUACAGUGCCAUGACUGAGGUGCUGGGACAGAGGAGCUUGUUGGGCUUUGGUGUGGUGUUAGCAUGGCUGGUGCUGUUCCACCUGCUGGUCAACAUCUGGCUGCUGUGCGUGUUCACCAGCCUGCUGGUGGUGCUGGGCGGCUGGCUCGGCUCGCAGGCCGUCCUGGAGUCCAACAAUGUGGUUCACCUGGAGAGGUUUAUCACACUGGAGCAGGUUCCACCCUCUGUGGAGGAUGAGCAUCACUUGGACCAGGAGAUCCGCAACACAGUGCGGAAAAUCAUCAGGGACUUUGUCACCUCCUGGUACUCCACAGUGUCCUCUGAGAGUGGUUUUGAAACCGAGGUUCAAGAGGCCAUGAUCUCUAUGGCCAUGGAGCUGAAGCUGCGUGCGAGACACGUUGACAGGAAGGAGCUGACGCAGAGGAUCCUGGAUCUGUUUGGCUGCCACCUGCAGGACUACAUCAGAGCCAAGGAGCUGGUCACCGAGCAGCAGGCGCCCGUGAGGACAAGGUGGGGCGGUGAGAGCGAGCGGCGCUUGUGGGAGGCGUAUUCCAGUGUCACCACACCUCACCUUGCCGUGACCAGCGACUCAAUGGAGCUCAACUACACCAGAGCUGUUGUGGAUUUGUUGCUGCAUGUUUUGGUGCCAUCGCCGCACUUGGAGACCCGCACGGGACGGUUCGUUGUCGGAGAGCUCAUCACCUGCAACGUCAUCCUCCCUCUCAUCGCAAAACUGUCCGACCCCGACUGGUUAAACAUCCUUAUGAUUGAAAUAUUCGGCAGGUCCAGCAAACCCCAGGAACCAAUCACAACAGAGCCACUGGCUUCAUCCCCACCACCACUACCACCACCACCUGCUGCUGAUUCAGAGCUCGCUCCACUUCAAGAGACGGCGCUGGUUCCUCAAAGGUGCACUGAAGCUCCUCCAGCGGGACCAGAGACCGAAAGUGUCCACGAGACAGAGACGGCUGAGCCGGCUGCCUAUGACGUGUUUGACUCUGAGGAGGUGGACUGUCCGCAGAACAACCCGGAAGAAGAAGAAACUACUCGACCCUUUCUAGAGCAUUACAUGAGAGGAGGCAAGUCAAACCCUUUUUACCAGGAAAACGACUCUGACCUGGAUUCUCCUCUGGCUGACUAUAAACAGAGCUCCACUGACUCCCUGGUCAUGAUCGGCCAAGAGGACGGUCUGUACGACAGACGGAAAGAAUGUGCCACGUCUGUGGAAAACAGCAACGGCGUGGACUUGGAGGAUGUUUGUCCCUGUCCAGUGGAUGUCCGGGGGAAUUCUGACCAUCCUAACGGCUACGGCCCCUCAUCAGUCAGGACGGCAGAGGGGACUCCCAGUAUCGGCAACCUGCAGGACCUGGAGAGGGAGGGCACUUCCCCUUCUGUAAACCCGGCCAGAGAGCUCCUUCUGGGUGUAGAUCAGACUGGGUUGGGGAACACCAACGAGUCGACUGUAGUCAGUCCACUGCAGGGCUCGUCCCCCAUGCCCUCAUUCAGUUUUGAGCCCCUCAGCAGCCCCGACGGACCAGUCAUCAUCCAGAACCUCCGCAUCACCGGCACCAUCACAGCAAAGGAACACAGAGGCACCGGCUCGCACCCCUACACCCUGUACACCAUCAAAUAUGAGACGGCGAUGGGUUGUGAGAACCCAGGAGGCAUCCAGCCGGGCUCCGAGGACGCCGAGGUGUUACAGACGAGCUGCGAGAAUCCAUCUCGCAUUCAGCCGGUGGCGUAUCACAUGGUCAACAGGCGAUACAGCGAGUUCCUCAACCUCCAAACACGACUGGAAGAAAAAACAGAACUGAGGAAACUCAUCAAAGGUGUGAAAGGUCCAAAGAAAGUAUUUCCAGACAUGCCGUUUGGAAACAUGGACAGUGACAAGAUCGAGGCCCGGAAGGGACUUCUGGAAACUUUUCUAAAGCAACUCUGUGCCAUCCCUGAAAUAGCCAACAGUGAAGAGAUGCAGGAGUUUCUGGCUCUCAACACGGACGCCAGGAUCGCCUUCGUCAAGAAACCUUUCAUCGUGUCGCGAAUAGACAAGAAUUUGAUGAACGCCAUCGUGGACACGCUGAAGACGGCGUUUCCUCGCUCAGAACCUCAAAGCCCCACGGAGGACAAUGAGGCAGAGGUGGACGGAGGGAAAAUAAGUGGUGACAAGAAGAGCAAGUCUCGUCUGAAGUUCUCCAGUAAAAACAUUCCCUCCAUGAACGGCUCCGACGUGAGACCGCAGGUUUUGUUCAGCUGUGAGCAAACUAGCACAGUGUUUAACAGAAAGUCCCUGACAGAACUGCAAGCCUUUAUCACGGAACAAGAGAAACUGGCCCUUGGAGAGGAGCCAGAGAGGGAGGACAGUCCGGCGGUCAGAGGCGGUCUGGAUGACGGGAUGAGAGGGAAGCAGAGUCAGGAACGUGCGUCUGAGACGGCGCUGGCCGAGGUGGCUCUGAACAUCCUGUGUCUGCUGAUGAAGGAGCAGUGGAGCUGGCUGUGCACUGAGAACAUUCAGAGGACCAUCAGGCUGCUGUUUGGGACCCUCAUCAACAGGUGGCUGGACGUGAGCGUAGCCAACCUGAUGUGCAAAAGGUACUGGGUGGUGUACCUGCAGGUCAUCCAGGAGGCGGUGUGGCCGGGCGGAGCUCUGCCUUCGUCGCCUCAACUUGAGCGCAGUCAGCAGCAGAAGGACAGCACCCGGCAACAAGCCUUACACUGUCUGAUGAGACUCCUGCCAGAUGUGGUCUCAGAUAUGUUGGGAUCAGACAAGUACGAGCUCAGCUGGCAGACUGCACUGGACUCUCUACAAGACCCCUACAUUAACAGACACCUGGUCUACUGUAUCUUUGACCUUCUGCUGGAGUUCCUGGUCCCUGAGUCACCUGAGGACGACUUCCAGAGGAGCCUGCUGCAGACCCUCUCUAAAAACCCCGAGAAGCUGCUGGCCUGAGGAGACGCCCGUACAUCCCGCUUUAAACGUUUCACCGUCCUCACUCGCCAUUCACCUGUCAUAAUGUGCUGAAAGGCAGCGUGACGUGGAGGCCGCUCCCGCUCCUCUAACGUCCCGCCAUCAGAGUGUAAGUGAUGGUUUUUCCGGAGACACUGACCCCCCCCCCCCCCCCCCCCCCCCCGCCCCCUCGUUAAACCCCUGAGGUCAGUCCUGUGUCUGAUUACGUGUUGAUGUGUUGACAUACGAGGCUCUUGAACGCGGCGUCCUGUUUACACACACACUUAAACACACUACAUUUGAAGCAGCUUUAAUUACAUGAGAGCACCUGGUUUGUGUUUGAUCUCAUGCAGAUCUAAACAUGUGGCAAAGCUUCAUCCGCUGUCCACAUCCAGCCUCUUCCUGCCCGGCUAAACUCCCCGGCUUUGACUAAACUCACUUCAGAUGGUUUUCACACUCGGCGCUCGGGCCCCUCCCACAGUCCUCACACCUGUCGCUCUGAUCUGGAGGAGCAGGAUUUGCUUUUUCCCGCCAACCUUAAAUCAGAAAACGAUCUACGGGGAUUAAGCGUCACUGUUCCUCUCCUCUGUUAACCCGUUCUUCAGGAUCCUGCUGGAUCUGUGUAGAGCCACAUGUGAUUCUGACACUUCCUCAGUCUGAGCCGUCCUGAGGGAGUCUGUCUGUGACGUCACCGUCAUCGUUACCGACCCCGUGUGUUGUCUGGUGUGUUCGGUUGGUGGGAACAGUGUGUGUGUGCGGUCUGUUAGCCUGGUGUCUGACUUUCACGUGGGAAUCGAACACCGUCCAUCCACCACAACCUCCUGCUGACGUGGACUUCUUCUCUCUUCAUUACUACGUCACCGCACUUUUUCCCUUCGCUCCUGUCGCCUAGCAACAAAACUAUGGGUCAUAAUAACUUGCUACACAGACGAACUAAAUCUGCAACACCUGAAACCACGUUCGAACAGUUGAUUCAAUGAUAAAAAAAAUUCAUAUAUAAUCCACAAAAACUCAUCAUGUCUUUAACACUGCUUAGAGCCGGUUUAUUAAUUCAGUGCUUUAUCCCUCUGAGGACCAUGUGAUCAUGCAGCCGACUCGUCCUUCAGUCACCAGAAACCAUCUGAAGAGAGUCUUAGUGUCUCCACCACACGGCCCACAGUCACUUCAAACGUGUCGUCCAAGGUUUUUGUGCUUUUGAAAUUUGCCUUAGUCUCUUCUUGCCUUAUUUCACGGAGGUAACACAACAGAUUGAAGGAGUUAUUGUGUUGAUUGU
Seriola aureovittata is the source of this 4386-nucleotide messenger RNA. It is a transcript of the gene snx19b, whose product is annotated as sorting nexin 19b. Bases 180 to 3116 code for a protein of 978 amino acids. Gene Ontology annotation, molecular function: phosphatidylinositol binding. The transcript is spliced from 14 exons. The record is from RefSeq and is a predicted model, not a curated record. Gene Ontology annotation, cellular component: intracellular membrane-bounded organelle; early endosome membrane. Lineage: Eukaryota; Metazoa; Chordata; Actinopteri; Carangiformes; Carangidae.